Molecule: messenger RNA, 1495 nt
Organism: Microcebus murinus (gray mouse lemur)
Lineage: Eukaryota; Metazoa; Chordata; Mammalia; Primates; Cheirogaleidae
Gene: IER3IP1
Product: immediate early response 3 interacting protein 1
Biological process (GO): endoplasmic reticulum to Golgi vesicle-mediated transport
Cellular component (GO): Golgi membrane; COPII-coated ER to Golgi transport vesicle; endoplasmic reticulum membrane
Source: RefSeq, a predicted model, not a curated record
CUGCCGUAGGAAAGCGCCCGCCGCGGCGGCGCCACGUCCCUGGCGGCGGCGGCGUGAGAAGAGUCGGGGAAUUGGACACUGAGCGGCUCCCGACGGCCAUGGCCUUUACCUUGUACUCGCUGCUGCAGGCAGCGCUGCUCUGCGUCAACGCCAUCGCCGUGCUGCACGAGGAGCGAUUCCUCAAGAACAUUGGCUGGGGAACAGACCAGGGAAUUGGUGGAUUCGGAGAGGAGCCAGGAAUUAAAUCUCAACUAGUGAACCUUAUUCGAUCUGUAAGAACUGUGAUGAGAGUGCCAUUGAUAAUAGUAAACUCAGUUGCAAUUGUAUUACUUUUAUUAUUUGGGUGAAUAUCAGUGGAGGAAAUGGAGACUCAGAAGAAGAGAUGCCAACAGAAGUUAUUACUUUGGAAUAUUCAUAUCUUAGCAGGCUGACCUUGCACUUGACAAAAAUGUAAAGCAGACAAUAAAACCAGAGUUCCUAUUUAUCUGAUUUUUUUUUUUAAUGUUGCACUUGUAUUUUCAUUAUAAAAAGAUCAGAUGAUCAGAGGUAGUAACUCUCCAGGACUGGAAUACAUUUGAUUGCUGACUGUUAAUAAUAAUUUAUGCUUAGUAAAGAUUGUUAAAAGGGUACAGGACUGUUGCUUCUGUUUUUUUUUUUAGAUAUUUUUCUAUCUCUCACUUCUCAGGGAUGAAUUUUUUUUUUACAAAGUUUUGAAGUUCCUUGUGACUUAGCCAUGACAUGAGAAUCAUUAUCCCCCUGGAUAAAAUUUAAAGGAUUUAAAAAAAAUAAUUUAUACAAAAUAAUGGGCAAUUUGGAUAAUUUUAUUUUUAAAUCUUUGGUUAAAUAUUUUGUGUAUAAUCUCAGCUAUGAAGAAUUCAAAUUUAUAGAUACUAUUGAGGAGUAAUACUCUCUGAUUUCAGGGAGAAUUCUAAUUUUGUAAGUCACAGUCACAUGAUUGUGUUUUUAAGUUCUUUUCAUGUAUUUGUUAUUUUAUUAAUUGGUCUGAAUAUUGAGACCAGACCAAUAUCAAAAUAUUUUCAGUGGUAGAAAAUCUAGAAAAAUCUGUGCCCUUUUUACAAUUAUGGCUUUUUAAAAAAAUCAGCAUAAAUAUUAGCCUGUAAGAGUAAUCUUAAACAAUCACAAUUAAACUCUACUACAUAAGAAGAUAGUUUAUUGUGAAGCAUUUACCUCCCCCCAAAAUUAUCAUGUUUCCAUUUCUUGGUGGAGUAGCACACUGAAGGAUGUGAUCCUUAAUUCUUCAUUCUCUCUGUCAAUAGCACAUUCAUGCUGGAUAAGUUGGUUUUUAUUUGCUUUGUUUUUAUGCCGUAGACCAUCUUGUGAGAUUGUUUGCCCAUCCCAUAUUACAGUUUUAUGCAGAAAGGUUGGAACUAUGUAAAUGGAUUUUGUGGAAAUUAUCAAAUAUAAUAUUUUAAAAGGGUUGAAUGGCAUCUUUGUUUAUAGAAUAUUUGUAAAUAAAGUUGGAUUUCCAAGUCAA